This is a messenger RNA of Peniophora sp. CBMAI 1063, 3681 nucleotides long. Lineage: Eukaryota; Fungi; Basidiomycota; Agaricomycetes; Russulales; Peniophoraceae. The record is from the annotation of a GenBank genome assembly.
AUGGACGAGGUGUCCUAUCAUGAGGAACUUAUUGAGUUCUUUGUCGCGGAUAUCGGUGACCACGAUCUCAUCCUCGGCACGGACUGGCUCCACACGCACAACCCAGAAGUCGACUGGUCCAAGUCGCGCGUGGAUAUGACCCGCUGCCCUCCAGACUGCACACUUGUCAACCCUCCUGUUACUCACCUCCGCACACUCCAUCCGCUGUCGUUAAAACGGCCCGUCUUGAUUGAAGAAAUUGAUGAUGAUGAGGACAUUCACCUUCGUGCAUGGCAACGGGCCUCAGCACUACCCGCUGACUCCCCUAUCCUCAUCAACACCGACAAUGACGCGCCUGAGCUUCUCUCCGUCCCGGCGGCGCGCAAAAACCCUGUUACGGUGGAAAAUGUCCCGGAUGCAGAAGACAUACGCCUCCGCUUGCAGCUGCGCGCUUGCUCCCUGGACACAACCCUGGACGAGCUACCAACAGUUAAGGAGGCAUCUGCUGUACUGUCAACACCUGCGGUGUCUUUCCAAUUAGAACAGAACUACAAAGAUGAGUUAGAGGACGUCGCUUCUAUCCCCGUGUCAGUCGAUUGGGUACUCAGGGGCCUACAGCUUGCAUGGAUUGUCCUCGAUAUCAAACACUGUACAUUCGAGCCUGGCAAUACCAUCCUAUUCACAACGGACUACACCGAAGAUCCUGAAGAUGACAAGCUGGUGGAGGAGCAUGCUGCCCAGACCCCAGCUAAGUCUCUUGAAGAGCUUGUCCCAGAGCAGUACCGACCAUGGAUUAAGGUGUUCGACAAGAAGGUCUCAGAACGCCUACCGGAGCACGGCAAGCACAACCACACUAUUGACCUCAAGCCGGAGUUUGAAAAGCACCUUGAGACCCAUCCCAUAAACGCCAAGCUCUAUCCCCAACCCGGCAAUGAGAAGGCAGCCAUAGAGGUGUUCGUCAAAGAGCACCGGGACCAUGGUACCAUCCGCCCCUCAAAAUCACCCAUGGCAAGUCUGUUCUUCUUCGUCAAAAAGAAAGACAGCACUCUGCACCCUGUUCAGGACUAUUGCAUCCUCAACUUGGGCACCAUCAAGAACACGUAUCCGCUCCCACUUAUCGGUGACAUUGUUGAUCGCCUCACUGGUGCCAAGGUCUUCUCCAAGAUGGACGUCCGGUGGGGUUACAAUAACAUUCGGAUCAAGGAGGGCGAUGAGUGGAAGGCGGCGUUCAAGACCAGCUUGGGACUGUUUGAACCUUUGGUGAUGUUCUUUGGCUUAACCAACUCGCCCGCCACAUUCCAGACUAUGAUAAAUGAGGUCUUCAGGGACAUGAUCAAUGAGGGUGUCAUCAGCAUCUACAUGGAUGACAUCCUUGUGCACACAAAAGACAUCACUCAACAUCGGGACAUUGUGCAACGUGUAUUGCAACGGUUGGAAGAAAACAACUUGUACCUGAAGCCGGAGAGGUGCCAGUUCGAGCAGGACCAGUUUGAGUUCUUGGGACUUGUCAUCUCCCACAACCACCUCGCUAUGGAUCUGGUCAAGGUUGCUGGUGUUAUGGAUUGGCCACGUCUGCGUAACGUCAAGGAGGUUCAGUCAUUCAUCGGGUUCGCCAACUUCUAUCGCCGCUUCAUCACCGACUUUUUGUUUAUUGCACGCCCUCUCUUUGAACUGACCAAGAAGAUGGUCGCCUGGCGCUGGGAGGAGGUGGAGCAAGAGGCCUUUGACAAGAUGAAGCACGCAUUUACGUCAUCCCCCGUCCUCCUUAUGCCAGACCCUACUAAGCCAUACCAGGUAGAGUGUGAUGUGUCGGACUUUGCCAUCGGCGCCGUGUUGUCACAACGUGGCGAGGACAAUGACUGGCAUCCGGUGGCAUACCUCUCCCAUGCCCUCACUGCCCUGGAAUGCAACUACGACACCCACGAUAAAGAGCUGCUGGCCAUCAUCUGCGCGCUAGAGGAUUGGCACCAUUAUCUCGAGGGUUCCCCUCACCAAGUCGAGAUCUUUACCAACCACAAGAACCUCGAGUACUUCACCACUGCACAGAAGCUGAACCGGCGCCAGGCUCGGUGGGCCCUAUAUCUAUCCCGCUUUGACUUCAUCCUCCGCCGUCGCCCCGGCCGGUACAACCAUGCCGACCCCAUGUCCCGCCAUCCUGAUCAUCGCCUUGGCAUCUCUGAGGACAACUCUAACCAUGUCCUAUUCCUGGCAGCCGAGGUGUCCAUUAACGCCACUCAACUGGUAUCCCUGGACGAUGUGAGGCAGCAAAUCCUGGACACGGACACAAAGGAUCAGAAGGUCACAGAGGCCUUGCACAUUAUCCAGGAGGAGGGACUAGUUGCUCUUAAGCACAAGCUUGUUGGUUGGGAGCAGAAGGACGGUCUCCUGACAUACAACGGCCGCCUCUAUAUUCCCGACAACCAGGACCUGCGGCGCGACAUUGUACGUCUCUGUCACGAUACACCAGCUGCAGGCCACCCUGGACGUAUGCGUACAAUGGAACUCGUGCAGAGGGACUUCUGGUGGCCCGGUAUGUCGGUUUUCAUCCGCGAAUACAUUCGAGGCUAUGCCACUUGUCAACGCAUGAAGAUACGCAACCACCCACCGGAGGUACCACUCCAUCCAAACAAGGUCCCCACGUGUCCCUUCCAGAUCAUGAUGACCGACUUCAUAACCAACCUCCCACCCUGUCAAGACUUCGACUCGAUUGCCGUAUAUGUGGACCGUGGAUACAAGAUGGUCUACAUUGCUCCCACGACUAAGACGGUCGACAGCCUGGGAUCAGCGUCUCUGUUCAUGCGCUACGUCUUCUCUCACACCGGUCUUAUGGAACAGCUCAUCUCUGAUCGUGGUAACCAGUUCGCUAGUGAAACCACCCGAACACUACUCACCAAACUCGGGGUUAAGUCGUCACUCAGCACCUCCUACCACCCCCAGACGGAUGGCCAAACGGAACACUUCAACCAGGAACUGGAACAAUAUCUGCGCGCGUUCUGCAAUUUCCACCAGGACGACUGGGCAUCCACUGGCAAGUCACCAUUUGAGUUGCUUUAUGGCUUCACGCCGCAUGCCUACCCCCAGCUCAACCCUGCCGCACGCUUCCCACAUCUUCGGGACUGGCUACGUCAUCUCGAGUCCGUGUGCGAGGAGGCCCAGGCUAGCCUGCGGAUCGCUGCGGAACUCAUGAAGGACUGCUACGGCGUCCCUGAGGCUAGCUACAAGCCAUUCAAAGUCGGCGACAAGGUCUGGUUGGAGGGCAAGAACCUCAAAUCCAUACAACCGAAGGCAAAACUCGAUGCCAAGCGGCAUGGGCCGAUUACUAUCACAGAGGUCCUCGGCAAUCCGGAGACCGCCAUCAACUUCUGUCUUGACAUUCUGAAGACUUGGAAGUGGAUUCACACAGUCUUCCACACUCAGCUCCUCACCCCAUACGUGGAGACGCCAGAACACGGCCCCAACUACAUGGAGGAACCACCUGAGUUGGUCGACGACAAGGAGGAAUAUGUGGUGGAGGCCAUCCUCAACGGCCAAGAAACCAGGAACAAGCGUGGCUUUGAAUACCUUGUCAAGUGGGAGGGCUAUCCGGACAUGGCGAACCUGUGGCGACCGGCGUCUGCUCUCAAGAACGCGAAGGAUGCUAUAGCUGAGUACCAUAAACGUCAUCCCAGAGCGCCGCACCCAAAAAAUUACCAGGGACCCUAG